Molecule: messenger RNA, 1649 nt
Organism: Glycine soja
Lineage: Eukaryota; Viridiplantae; Streptophyta; Magnoliopsida; Fabales; Fabaceae
Product: rhodanese-like domain-containing protein 8, chloroplastic
Exons: 8
Coding region: 116-1312 (398 amino acids)
Source: RefSeq, a predicted model, not a curated record
GUAAAGAGCAAAGAAAACAUGAGUUGGGCUUGGGCCUUAGCUGUUAUCCAAGAUUUUGUUAACAACUGAUUCACAGACUCGGUCACGGUGGCAUCGGAUAGAGGGGCAAGAAAGGAUGAGGUGGUGCAGCCAGGUCUUCUCUGUGUCUGGGUCCGGUGCACAUGCACAUGCACUCGCUCUCGCUCCUAUAGUUACUGCUUCUUUUUCCAACACAAGUCUUGUGUUGCAAUUCCAAAAGCCUCUCUUCAAAUUCAGCAACUCCUCUUCUCUCGCUCUUACCCAUCGUAAGCUGUUACCCUCUGCACUGCCACUAACGCAGCCCUCAAGUUCAAGGGAGGAUUUUGAUUUCGUGGUCGUCAAUUUCUACCACUUUGUAUUCAUCCAAGACCCACAAGCUGAAGUCGACAAACACCGUUCUUUCUUGCAAUUGGAGGGUCUUGACAUCAAUGGAAGAUUAUAUUUGAAUGAACAAGGUAUUAAUGCGCAGUAUAGCGGGCCAUCAAAAGAUGCUAUGACGUAUGUCAACUGGUUAAGAAAGGAUAACAGGUUUUCUGACAUCUUGGUUCAGAUAUCUCCAUCAGAAAAGGGACAUACCUUUCCAACAUUGAAGUUGCGUUAUAAGCCUUCAUUAGUACAGUUUGAAGGUGGUAUGUCACAUCUUUCAUUGCUUGAUCCUUCAAUGCGGGCAAUACCUUUAUCACCUUCAGAAUGGAGAGAUAGAUUGGAAUCAAUCAAUAAAACUGAUCUUACAGCAAAAGAUAACUCAAACAGAAAUUACAUUCUAUUGGAUGUGAGAAAUGGUUAUGAGUGGGAUAUUGGACAUUUUCGUGGGGCUCAGCGACCUAGUGUGGACUGCUUUAGGAACACUUCAUUUGGUCUGUCUCGGGAAGAGAUCACUGCUUCAGAUCCUUUAUCAAAUGUAGAUAAAGAAAAAGCAAACAUAUUGAUGUAUUGCACUGGAGGGAUUCGCUGUGAUGUAUAUUCUUCAAUACUAAGGCAGCAGGGAUUUCAGAAUUUGUAUACUCUGAAGGGAGGUGUUUCUCACUAUCUAAAGAAUGAAGGCCCUGCCGAAUGGGUAGGAAAUUUAUUUGUAUUUGACUCCCGUCUAUCUCUCCCUCCUUCUAUUUACUAUACCGGGGCCACAACUGAAGCAGAGUCAACUCCAGUUUCUGGAGAUGAUAAUUUUGCAAAAUGCUACGUAUGUAGUUUGGAAGUCAGUGAAUUGAGACAUAGGAACUGUGCAAAUCUUGAUUGUAAUUUGCUUUUUCUCCUUUGUCAUGCAGAUGCUGCGGACAAUGUGCAGAGGAUCUAAGAGGUUGUUGUUGUUUGACGUGCACUACUGCUCCUCGGCUUAGACCUGUUUUAAAUGGAAUGCAGAGAUACAAAAAAUGGCACUACUAUCGGGAUAUGGAUUUUCAAGGGAAAAUGAAAAUUUCAGCUUGAAUGCCCUUGUCAACCAAUGGAAAAAGCUAGUUCCUCUCCAUUUUUGUUGUUUUCCAGCUGUGCAUUGAUAUCUAUAUGAUCUGUACAAACUGUCAAUGAAUUUCCAUGCAUUUAGCUAUUUACAUAUGGAUCAUGUUAACAACAUUGGUUAAGAAAUUAAGAAGGAAAUUUUUUUAUUUGAAAUUAUAUGAGCACAUUUUUGCACA